Molecule: messenger RNA, 1320 nt
Organism: Mauremys mutica (yellowpond turtle)
Lineage: Eukaryota; Metazoa; Chordata; Testudines; Geoemydidae
Product: zinc finger protein 662-like
Exons: 3
Coding region: 19-1146 (375 amino acids)
Biological process (GO): regulation of transcription by RNA polymerase II
Molecular function (GO): DNA-binding transcription factor activity; RNA polymerase II cis-regulatory region sequence-specific DNA binding
Source: RefSeq, a predicted model, not a curated record
GCCCUCUACAGGGACGUAAUGCAGGAGAACUACGAGACGGUGACCUCGCUGGGAUUCCCCAUUCCCAAACCUGAGCUGAUCUCCCGCCUGGAACGAGGGGAAGAGCCGUGGGUCCCGGAUCUCCAGGCCUGCGAGGAAAGAGAGCGCCUGAGAGGCAACCACACAGGUGAUGAGGCAAUGAGUGAGAAGGAGGAAGGGAAUCAUCAUGAGGAAGUCCCUGGAAAAGUGGAACCACAGGGGACAUAUGUGGGAAGAGCUGAAGGGAAUUUUUCCCAGUGCUUCAAACACGAAGAAGCCUGGGGAAAUUGGCACAGGUCAGAGAGGCUGCAGGGAAACCACCCAAGGAAGAAAGUGGAUGAGUCUAUUAAAUGUGGAGGAGGAGAAAAGGAUCCCACAACCCAUCAGACAAAUUCCAAGGAAGACAAACACUAUGAAUGCCUUGGGUAUGGGAAAGGAUUCAUUGUGAGAUCACAGCUUGUUACACAUCAGACAAUCCAUAUUGGAGAGAAACCCCUUCAAUGCUUGGACUGUGGGGAAAGCUUCAAUAAUCGCUCAGCCCUGAGUAAUCAUGGGAGAAGCCACAGAAGAGAGAAACCUUCUCAAUGCCUCGAGUGCGGGAAAUGUUUCAUUUGGAAGUCAGAACUAAUUAGACAUCGGCUAAGCCACACAGGAGAGAGACCCCAUAAGUGCUUAGACUGUGGGAAAAGUUUCAACUGGAAAUCAGUCCUUGUUAAUCAUCAGGUAAUUCACACAGGAGAGAAAGCCCAUAAGUGCUUGGAUUGUGGGAAAAGUUUCAGUCGGAGGUCAGUUCUUGUUAAUCAUCAGAGAAUCCACACAGGGGAGAGACCCCACAAGUGCAUGGACUGUGGGAUAAGUUUCACAUGGAGGUCAGACCUUGUUAGACAUAGGGCAAUCCACACAGGAGAGAAACCCCAUAGGUGUUUAGACUGUGGGAAAAGUUUCACACAGAGGUCAGUCCUUGUUAGACAUCAGUCAAUCCACACAAGAGAGAAACCCCACAAGUGCUUGGACCAUGGGGAAAUUUCGCGCGGAGAUCACACCUCAUUAAACAUGAGAGAAUUGACACAGGAUCUAAACUUCUCUGACACAGAGACAGAAGGUAUUAAGGAAUUUGCAUGUAAUUGACCUAGAUUCAACCUUUAGAGACACGUUAGAAAAGUGUGUCCUCGUUAGAUAAACUAGAGCUUCGAAAGGUAACCAUGUAUUGUUAAAGACAUGGAAGAAGAUGGUAACUGUAGUAGUCUCUGUUUAGCUGUAUCAUGUUAGAGAUUAACAAUGGAAAUAAACAGUUCCUGUCUA